GCUCGGAUCUGGGUGCUGUGACGUAGAGCCGUGUCCUCCGUCUUCACUCUGUACUGUCGUUUAAAUGGGGAAAAGAAAAGAUAUGAUUCACCCCAGGUUUAUAGGUGAAAGCAGCUCCAGUCUGCACAAUGUUCACAAGCGCAAACACAAGAAACACAAGAAACACAAAAAGAAGCAUCACAGUUUCACACAAGUCCCAGAGCCGGAGCCUGUGGUUGUUCCUCGGCCUCCACCGCAGCUGCGUCUCAAGAUCAAACUGGGAGGACAGACACUGGGGACCAAGAGUGUUCCCACCUUUACUGUGCACCCUGGAGUGGCCUGUCCUCCAUCUCCUCUGACUAUAAUUAAUAAUGAUGACGAUGAUGAUGAUGAUGAUGACGACGACGACGAUGAUAUAGAUGAACAUUCUGUUCCUCUGGAGCAAUAUAGAGCCUGGCUGGAUGAAGACAGCAACCUGGGGACAUCUCCUCUUCCAGACAUGGACUCUGAUUCCAUGCUAGGGGCGCCUGUAGAUGAGGAGGAGCGCUGGCUUGAUGCUCUGGAGAAGGGAGAGCUUGAUGACAACGGGGAGCUGAAGAAAGAGAUCGAUGAGUCUCUGCUCACAGCCAGACAGAAAGCCCUGUUACACAAGCAGCAGAGCCAGCCACUGCUGGAGCUCCCCAUGGGCUACAAAGAGAAGGAGAUGACCGCAGAGAUGAUGCAGAAACGGGAGGAACGAGCCAGAAAGAGACGUCUGCAGGCCGCCAAGAAGGCAGAGGAGAACAAGAACCAGACGAUAGAGAGGCUGACGAAAACCAGCAAGGCCAAGAUCAAGAGCUUGAAAGAGAAGAAGUCCAAGCAGAACCAGUGUCCUAUGGUCCGCUACAGUGACUCAGCCCAGGGCGUGGCCAUAUCCUUCCCUGCCGGGGUCUCUGCUCCUGCCGUUGUUCCUCCACGUCCUCCACCUCCGGCCCCACUGAGCUGUGGCAUUAGCGGUUGCACCAACCUUAAGAAAUACUCCUGCUCAAAGACGGGCGUUCCUCUCUGCAGCCUGGAAUGUUACCAGAGGAACCUGCUGCUGCUUCAGAGUGCAGCCUGAACAAUGAGGAGAUACAGAUGUGCAUUAGCAUCAUGAUGGUCGUCGUCGUCACGAUCAUCAUAAGACCCGUGUCACUGCUUAUGCAGGUGAAGAUGUUGUUUUUAAGAGGGACAGGUUGUGACAGGGUUAAGACAAAACCUGGAACGAGUUCUUCAUCAGUGGUCUCUACAUUAACAUGAUGAAAUGAUGAAAGACAUUGUAGAAAUAAUUAGUUUUAAGACAAAAGGUCAAAGUGAAAAACGUUUUAGUUUUAAUUAAUGCUCACAUUAAUCAAUUUUAUAUACAAACUGUACAGGCUUAAGUUAAUAAACGUGGCUUUGUCCUGACACUU
This is a messenger RNA of Cynoglossus semilaevis (tongue sole), 1409 nucleotides long. RefSeq names its product INO80 complex subunit B (gene ino80b). The record is from RefSeq and is a predicted model, not a curated record. Gene Ontology annotation, biological process: chromatin remodeling. Gene Ontology annotation, cellular component: Ino80 complex. The transcript has 5 exons. Lineage: Eukaryota; Metazoa; Chordata; Actinopteri; Pleuronectiformes; Cynoglossidae. The coding region runs from base 65 to 1078 and encodes 337 amino acids.